Molecule: messenger RNA, 285 nt
Organism: Peromyscus eremicus (cactus mouse)
Lineage: Eukaryota; Metazoa; Chordata; Mammalia; Rodentia; Cricetidae
Product: large ribosomal subunit protein eL36-like
Exons: 1
Coding region: 1-285 (94 amino acids)
Biological process (GO): cytoplasmic translation
Cellular component (GO): ribosome; cytosolic large ribosomal subunit
Molecular function (GO): structural constituent of ribosome
Source: RefSeq, a predicted model, not a curated record
AUGGCCCUGGGUGACUCCGUGGCUGUGGACCUCAACAAGAGCAAAGUGACAAAGAACGUCAGCGAGCCCGGACACAGCCAGCACCGCAGCCUCACUCAUGACACCAAGUUCGUGUGGGACAUGAUCCAGGAGGUGUGUGGCUUCCUGCCCUACGAGCAGCAUGCCAUUGGGCUGGUCAAGGUGUCCAAGGACAAGCACAUGCCCAAGUUCAUCAAGAAGAGGGUGGGCACGCACAUGCACACCAAAAGGAAGCGGGGUUCCUUAGAGUGGGAACCUCCCCAUUAG